AUGCCGACGUCUCUGGAUCGCGCAAUGAAUUCUAAGAACCUAUUCCUCGGGUUUGUAGGCAUGGUCACGGCAGCGGCGGUGUGGUCGAUCUGGGGCAACGAAAUGUUUCCUGCUGAAGAUGAUCCGAAGGGAGGCAAGUACCCCUCCACAUGGACGCUCGAGGAGAUGCGCCGAUGGCUUCGCGCUCGAGGUUUGAUGCCUGAUCGGAAGGCUACACGCGAGGAGCUCCUUGAACGUAUUCGAGCGAAUCUUCGGUACCAGCCAAAGUCACCGGAGUGA
Molecule: messenger RNA, 279 nt
Organism: Aspergillus mulundensis
Lineage: Eukaryota; Fungi; Ascomycota; Eurotiomycetes; Eurotiales; Aspergillaceae
Product: Ish1 domain-containing protein
Exons: 5
Coding region: 1-279 (92 amino acids)
Source: RefSeq, a predicted model, not a curated record